AUGACAGAAACAGUGAGGAGUAUGAUCUGGAAAGGAUCUCUCACCGUGGAAGUGUCUUUGAUAGCUCUGGAAACCGUGCAAUCGAUAGUGCCGAAGUUGUACAUCAAGGUGCUAAGAAACGGAUACUUCCCAAUGUACUAUGAGCAAAUGAUCCAAUUUUUCCAGAGUUAUUGCGAGAGCGAAAUACAAUUCAAGAACGUCUGGCUAGAAUACGAAGAAGUUCCUUUGAAAUGGAAUUACACCAUAGGGAUGUUGUACGACUACGUAAUGGGGCUUGAUGGUUCCAAUCAUUCAUUGUGGAAGCUUUCGGUGCACGUAUCAGAUUACCCCCAAGACUACUUGUUGCCACUACAAAGCUUGGAUACGCUCAAGUCAUACUGGAUGAACCUGAUCAAGGAAAGCUGUUUCAUCACUUACAACUCUGCCAAAAAAAUCAUGAACUUGUCAAGAGAAGAAUCCAACAAUUUGUGGGAUUUCGCGAGAGCUGGCAACUAUGAGGGGUUCAAGAAGAUUUACUACAAGAAAAUCGUGCCCCAAAGCCUGGCAGAAGUAAGGAGAGUGCCAGUUAAGGUCUAUCUCCCAUACUCAAACAAGAAUAUCAUUAUUCGAGAACCAAUUUCCCCAAGAAAUGGCACUGGCGAUGUCGUCACAUUGCAUGAGUUGCUUGAGAAGUGUCUCCCAGACCUUUUUCUGCAGGCACCUAACAAGAAGGAUUUGGGCAUUGCCAUGGUCCAAGGGGCCUCUGUACCCACACAAGCUCCUUUGUGGGAGGCUUUCGAGUGCUUAGGAACCAUCGAUGGCUUUCUACAUGUGGUAGUGGUGGUGGAUUUGUGA
Molecule: messenger RNA, 834 nt
Organism: Saccharomycopsis crataegensis
Lineage: Eukaryota; Fungi; Ascomycota; Saccharomycetes; Ascoideales; Saccharomycopsidaceae
Gene: ATG5
Product: Atg5p
Exons: 1
Coding region: 1-834 (277 amino acids)
Biological process (GO): C-terminal protein lipidation; nucleophagy; autophagy of mitochondrion
Cellular component (GO): Atg12-Atg5-Atg16 complex; phagophore assembly site membrane; cytoplasm
Molecular function (GO): Atg8-family ligase activity
Source: RefSeq, a predicted model, not a curated record